GCCCGUAUAUAUUGAUUUAUACAAAAGGAAAUGUACAUUCAUUUUCCUCUUCAAUAGUAUCUUUGAUUUCGUUGUUUUGAUAUUUGCUCUCUGGGAAAUAAGAAAUGGUAUAUACAAGUUACAGGUUAACUGACGCAUUCUAUGUCAGAUACUGAUGAAUGCAACAGUCCCAUAAGUCCAUGCCACAAGACAUGCACAGACACAGAUGGUAACUUUACAUGCUCUUGUCAACCUGGAUACAUCAUUGACAGCAUUGACACAACAAGAUGCAGACCAAAGUACUUACCUGCUAAUACAACUGCAAUCGACAACAUUGGUCUAAUAACUACCCCAAAUUACCCACAUAGCUAUGGAUAUGACUAUACUUGUUUUUGGACAAUACCUUCUAAGCCUCAAAUGCUGACAACAAUCAGUUUUAUAGAUUUUUACUUGGAAAGGGUUAAAUCCUGCACCGCUGAUAGUCUUAAAAUUUUCAACGGGACGUUAACAAGUGAUCCAAUUCUUCAAGUUUACUGUGGCCAACUUAAACCUGACCCCAUCACCUCUUACAGCAACCUGCAUUUGGUAUUUCGUACUGAUGAUUCUAAUGUUUACCGAGGUUUUAAAUUAAUCUACACUUACGAAAAAGAUGAGUGCAGUAAUCCCAGAAGUCCCUGUCACAAGACAUGUACAAACACAAAUGGCAUGUACACUUGUAAUUGCCAAUCUGGAUAUUUAUUGGAUGGAUCAGAAUGUAAAGCAAACUACUUGCCUAUGAAUGCAGCUGCAUCCGACAACACUGGACUUAUUCUUACACCUAACUAUCCGCAAUGGUAUCCAUAUAAUGUUAGUUAUUUUUGGAGUUUACCGCCUCGAUCACAAAUGAUUACAUCUAUCCGUUUCUUAGAUUUUGAUUUAAACUAUGAUGACAACUGCGAAUAUGAUUAUCUUAAAGUCUAUAAUGGAACGUCAGCCAAUGAUCCUCUGAUAGAUGUUUACUGUGGUGUGGGUACCCCUAGUCCAAUCAGCUCUACUAACGGUCUGUUUUUGGUAUUUGGAUCUUAUGCCGGACCUACUAGACUCGGAUUCAAAAUAGCUUACACCUACGAAUCUAUGCCGACACAAGAAUAGUUUGUUUGGGACGUUUGGAUGAGUAUUUUCACACAAAAGUUCAACAGUUUUUUAGUUUAGCACAAUCGGGUUUUAGGCCCACAUACUUUGUUUCUACGGUUUCUAAUUAUUGAUGCGGGAUAUUGUGUAUGGAAAUAUUUUGUUUUAAGUCAGCAGAUAGAACUAUUUAUUCUUUAAUUUCAGUUUUUAAAUAACAAAAAAAAACAACUGGUAGAGUUCAAACGUUUUUAUACAUCUAUCUUAUUUACGAUGUAUGUAAAAUUCCUAUAUUUCCUUUCUAUUUUGUCAGGUUUAAGCCAGUUUACUGUCCAAGAGUAGUACACAUAGCAUUAAACUGGUCUUGAAUAUUUCCUAUGCAGCAGUAAAUAGCGGUCUGACAAGCAUAUAUUAGACAGUUUACUAUGAGAACACUUGAUGAAAAAAUGUAUAUUAAUGUAUUUGUGUCUAUUAGUAAAACGCAUUUCUCUCAGAAUAUUAUUUUAUCUACAAAACAAUUUGUGAUACUAAAAAAAUUCUCAAACUGUAUUGCAUUACAGUAAGUGAUUGAAUUAAGCAUAACUAUUUGUUUUUCGCUUAGCGUUUACUUGCAGUUUUUUCUUUAGAAAUUUCAUUAUUAAGAAAUACUGUAAGCUUACAUAUUAUAAGGUCGGGAAAAUUGUGUUUAAUUAUUCAGUUUUUAUUUAUGUUUUUAUAAUUUUGAUGUUUAAAGUUAGUUUGAAUACUGUUGUAAUACAUAUUUUACUUAUCAUCUUGAAGUUUAAAUUAAAUAUAUAUAUUGGCAUAUUAAAACCUUUCUGGGAUGUCUAUUCUGACAUGUGUGGCAUACU
Physella acuta is the source of this 1937-nucleotide messenger RNA. RefSeq names its product tolloid-like protein 2. Lineage: Eukaryota; Metazoa; Mollusca; Gastropoda; Physidae. Gene Ontology annotation, molecular function: calcium ion binding. The record is from RefSeq and is a predicted model, not a curated record.